Messenger RNA from Coniophora puteana RWD-64-598 SS2, 984 nucleotides. Its product is annotated as terpenoid synthase. NCBI's taxonomy places the organism in Eukaryota, Fungi, Basidiomycota, Agaricomycetes, Boletales, Coniophoraceae. The coding region runs from base 1 to 984 and encodes 327 amino acids. The record is from RefSeq and is a predicted model, not a curated record. The transcript has 4 exons.
AUGGGUUUGCCUCAAGCCACCGAGUUCGUCUUACCCGACUUCUUUGCUCCCUGCCCAUUCACUCUCGGCCUUACCAACCCUCACGCUGAUACCGUAUUUCCAGAGGCGCGGGCCUGGAUUGGCAAGUUCCUCCCGUUUUCCGGUCUUGCCUGGCACUGUGAUCCAUGGGCUGGGAAGGAGGGAUUCCGCACCAUAUGCGACUUUCAAAACCUGUUAUUUCUAAUGGACGAGCUGACCGAUGAGAUGAGCGGCGAAGACGCUCGUGUUGUUGGAGAGUCGUUUAUCCGAGUGUUAAAAGAUCCAAGCGUAGAUAAUGAGUCGAUUAUCGCUCAGGCGACCAGAGAGUUUCGCACUCGAAUCGCAGACGACGUUGCGACGAAGUCGGUUUGGUUUGGUCGAUUUGUAGCGAUCUGCAAGUCGUACGCAGAUGCCACGUACAUCGAGGCUGAGCACCGCGAGAAUAAUCGCGUACUAGACUUGGACGACUUCGUUAUUGCCCGUCGCGAGAACAGCGCCGUGCGGUGUUGCUUCUCCAUCAACGAGCACGCGCUCGGCAUUGAUCUCCCAGACUCUGUCUUUGAAGAUCCUGAAUUCUUGCGCAUGUAUUUUGAUGCUGUUGAUAUGAUCGUCAUCGUCAAUGAUGUGUACUCCUAUAAUAUGGAACAAGCUAAGGGCCUCGCUGGCAACAAUGUUGUUACCGUACUUGAACAGGCCCUCGGCGUGGAUCUUCAAGCCGCGGUGAACCGUGGAGGCGAGAUGUUUGCGCAGAAGAUGGAAGGAUAUGUGCGUGGUCGUGGGGUGCCCCCUUCGUGGGGCGCCAAGGUUGAUGCAGACGUCGAGCAUUUCUUUGACUCCGUUGAUCAGUGGAUCGUUGGGAAUCUCGAGUGGAGCACCGAGACGUCGCGCUACUUGGGACCUGAUCAUGAAGAGAUCAUGAAGACGGGGCGGGUGGUAUUAAGAAAGAUUGAAUCAAAAACCAAGUAG